AGCCAACUCAAGAAAAGCAAACAGAACAUUAGCAACUCGAAAGAAAACAUUCUUUUGCAUCAAAGAAAGUUUCAGAUAAAAGGAGGUGAAUUUUGUCCAUCACUUUGCCUUUCUAACAACCUUUUGUUUUUGCCUUCUCAAGAAGAUAUUCAUGGAUAGUUCUCAAUGGACUCAGGAAUUUGGGAUGACAAAAUCAAUGGGAGAAGUAACAAGGCCAACAACAUUAAUGGAGAAAAAAGGCGGCAUGAGACCCCCCCAAAAGGAGCAAUCCCCAAACUGCCCUCGUUGCCACUCAACCAACACCAAAUUCUGCUACUACAACAACUACAGCCUCACUCAGCCUCGAUACUUGUGCAAGACUUGCCGAAGGUAUUGGACCGAAGGCGGAACCCUAAGAAACGUUCCUGUCGGCGGCGGCUCGAGAAAGCACAAAAAAACCAUCCCAAACUCGUCCGAUCAUCAAAUGCCCUUUUCGUCACAAAAGUUCGACCUCAACCCACCCACAAUUCCCCAUUUCCCCAUUACUCACCAUCAACAAAACCCUAAAAUCCCCGACCAAGCUCGAGACCUAAAUCUCGGCUUUCAUCAUCAUGACUAUGCCCAUGCGGCCUUGCCGCCUAACUUCCUCGACUAUCCUAAGGUCGAGGGCAAAGACGUCAUUUCGCCACCGUCCGCCCAGCUAAGCUUCGUGAGGAGUGGGAAUAAUAUGAUGAACUCGUUUUUCCCUAAUAAUAGUAAUAAUAAUAAUAAUAAUAAUAAUGGGCUUUUUGGGCCGGGCUUUAUGUUUCAAGAAUGCAAACCCUUUUCUGUGGAUGGGAUCGUUAGUGGGCCGAGUGGAUACGCGAGCUCGAAACCGCCGGUUGAGGAGACACUAAUGUUCAACUUGGGAGAGACUAAACGAGAAUCGAGCACGAGUGAAGCUGAUCAAGAGAAGGGAUCGAAUGAGAAUAAUAAUUGUAAUGGGUUUUGGAAUGGGAUGUUAGGUGGAGGAGGGUCUUGGUGA
Messenger RNA from Striga asiatica, 1003 nucleotides. The record is from the annotation of a GenBank genome assembly. Lineage: Eukaryota; Viridiplantae; Streptophyta; Magnoliopsida; Lamiales; Orobanchaceae.